AUGGUCUGCUCGAAGCGAGGCUGCAAAGGCGGCCGAGUGGUCACCUUCGAGGAUGCAGUUCCCGCUGACGACCCAGUCGCCCUGGCCCAAGCUCAAGUCACCUUCUGGAAGAAGUGGAAGCCAGAUGGAGAGGAGCACAAGGCGGCGCUGGGCAAGCUCAAGUUCGCCAAGGCGCAGGCGUUGUCAGCCAAGAGCCUGGAGCAGCAAGCACAAUCCUUGCCAGAUCAACUCCAGGUGUUGCGCCAGAGGUUGCAGGCGCAGAAGCAGGAGGCCAGCGAGCUGGUCACUACAAUUGUCGAGGCAAGUGAAUAUCACGGCAAGCUGGUCGAGGAGAUCGAAGCUAAUUCAAAAGAAGUGCAAACGCUGGAGACACAGCUCAAUGCGGCCACCCAGGCGGCUGCGUAUGAGGCAUCCAAAGCUGAAGAUUUGCUCACCACCAUUCAAGGAGUUAUACCCGCCAGAAUGCCACAAGGAGGACUGGCCCCACCUGAACUACGAGAUAAAGUAUCGGAGCUGGCCGCCAUGUUCGACACCUUGCAGCAGCAACACGUCGCAUCCCAGGCCUCGGGCGCACCAGCAGGUGGCGGCCCGCCUGCGGAGGCGGCCCCGCGCGGGGUCAUCGACGGCUUCCCUGCAGUUGGAGAGAGCCCUGAUGACGGCCAGGCAAGUCAGACGCCCGCGCCCAUCCCAGGCCAGCACGUCCCCACUCCUGCCGACGACAAGGAGCUGGAGACCACGGCAGAGGCGCAGGCCAUGGACACGUCUGAAGGCCGCCGCCGUGCGGCUGCUGCGCUGUCCGAGGUCGCCCAGGGCAUGGCCAAGAUCCAGAGUGAGUCAGGCCCCGAGACCAAGAGGGUCAAGGCGGCGGCCGAGGCUGCGGCGCUCGCGGCCACCCAGGGCCAGAAGCCGCCAGG
Molecule: messenger RNA, 914 nt
Organism: Prorocentrum cordatum
Lineage: Eukaryota; Dinophyceae; Prorocentrales; Prorocentraceae
Source: the annotation of a GenBank genome assembly